UCUACACUUCCCCCUGAUAAUUAUUGUUAAAUCCAUGAAAGUACAAUAGGCUACACCGCAUGUAACACCGUUUUGUGCUAAUUCAGAAAGGAUGAAAUUUAAAGUUUUUAAAAAUUUAAUUUUUUGCGCACUGCUGCUGUCGAGCACAGACGCGAUGGAGUCAGGAGAGAGUAAAUGCCCAAGGUUUGCUUUCGAACAAAAACUUCUUGAAAGCCUUGUCCGUUUGGAACAUUCAGUUAAGACAAUUGGGAGUAAGAUUACCAGCCUUGAAGAACGUAUGCUCAACUUAGAAAAUGGAGGCAAGAAUUGUAGAAAUGCGAUUGCCUUCACAACCGUUCUUAGUAGAGAAACAACUUUUGAGUCAGGAAAUAUUAUCAAAUUCAACUCUGUAUUGAACAAUGAGGGAAAUGGGUACAAUCGCAACAGUGGAAUGUUCAGAGCACCUAUAUCUGGAACUUACAUCUUUGCCUUUCAGAUCGAGCACUGGGAUACUAAAGAGAUAACUGGCCAACUUAUGCUGGAAAACGUUCUUCAAUCCAGUGCAAUUAUAAAUCCGGGAGGGAAAAGUACACAGGCUACAGGACAUGCUGUUGUCACGCUUCUGAGCGGACAGUAUGUUUGGGUUCAAACUACCGGCGGUAAACUGUAUGGGUCAGACACGUUCUAUGGGACAGCAUUUAGUGGAGCCUUUCUAUAUUGAUGAAAAGACUUGACAGAAUUUUGAAAAUUAAUUUUAGAUUUGUUGCAAAUAUUGUAUUGCUUUUUUUUCUUUGUCUAUGAACUACUUCUCUGAAAGUGACUUUUGACAAAUCAAGUCUAUGACUACAGCCAUGUACAUGUAUUCUCAUAACUGUAAGUGCUUUUGUUUUUAUGAUGAAAUAUUUCUAAACAUUAUUGGUAUAUCAUAAAUAAGCUGUUCAUGAAAGGUACGUGUACGAGGGUGGGUAAUGCAGUAUAGACAAUAAAUUCAACAAAAGAACA
Ruditapes philippinarum (Manila clam) is the source of this 981-nucleotide messenger RNA. RefSeq names its product complement C1q tumor necrosis factor-related protein 3-like. Gene Ontology annotation, molecular function: protein binding. The record is from RefSeq and is a predicted model, not a curated record. The transcript has 2 exons. NCBI's taxonomy places the organism in Eukaryota, Metazoa, Mollusca, Bivalvia, Venerida, Veneridae. The coding region runs from base 92 to 700 and encodes 202 amino acids.